This is a messenger RNA of Schistosoma turkestanicum, 3351 nucleotides long. NCBI's taxonomy places the organism in Eukaryota, Metazoa, Platyhelminthes, Trematoda, Strigeidida, Schistosomatidae. The record is from the annotation of a GenBank genome assembly.
AUGACCUUCAAUUGUGCUUUAAUGAAAGAUGAAAUAAUAUAUCGUCGUUCUCUAUACGUCGGAUCCUUCCCUGUUGAUGAGCAGGACAAUGCAUGCAGAGCCCAAAAGGUCCAAAGGGAGCUUGAGUCGUUAAGAUGCUUCACACGCAGCAAAUCUGUGAUUGUGUGCGUCUCCAUCAGUGGCAUAAAAAUAUCCUCAGACGAUUUGAAAAUCGUUUAUAUGGCUCAUGCUCUUCGCAGGAUAUCUUACGCUACUUGUGAUGCCGCUCACAAACAGGUUGCUUUCUUGGCAAGGGAACCAACAGGGUCUGCUAAUAUGCAGUAUUGCCACGUGUUUGUUACGGGAUCGUCAUUUGAAGCGGAAGAAUUAAAUCGAUUAAUUGGAAACGCUUUCAAAUUUGCCUAUGUUCGACAGCGCCUUAUCAAACUUCAACAAACUGGAAAACAUGAUUUUUCCACUCCAGUAAAUAUACCUCAACUUAGCGAUUGUCAUCCUAUUUGGCUUCCUCAAACAGAAGGAAAUUCCAUUAGUCUUUCUUUGUUGAAUACUCUUAAACUACCCUCACCUCCAAAGUUCCCUCCCUCAACUUCUGUCGAAAAAGGAACUACAGCUGAGCGGCAAACUAGUCUGUCAUCUUCUGGGAUCCAUUACACCAAUGCAAAUAUUAUUUCAACGUGUAAUGAUCCUGUUGCUAGUACCAGCACUGUUAUGUAUACUUUGUGCCAUGAUUCACUCGAAUCAUCUACUGUAAAUAUGUACAAAAAAGAUGCCGUUAAACACGAAUCUUUACCUGUGACAGUAGAAAAUCCUACAACAUCUUCUUCUUCGUCGGAUAACGAUCCUAACCAACUUUCUGUUCAUUCAGAUUCUGUGCUCAUCAGGGAUAAAGAAGGACUAACUAACAACAGACAGUCUAAUAAAGAUGUUAGUGAAUUGGAGAAAAAACUUCACCGCAUUUCGACUCCACAAGCUAUAGAUUUAGCAUUCUUGCGUCGCAAUUUUCUUCGAAGAAGUGAAGGAAAAGGGUCUGAGAACUCGAAAAAUGUCCGUGGUGGUAGUGCCAGACAACCACGCUUACGCCAGGGUUCAACUCUCUCAAACCUCCUGUCGUCCGCACGACAUAGCUCUUUUUUUCCAAGCUCUUCUAGUUGUGCUAUUGAAAGUACACAUAUUCCUAAAACUUCACAGCCACAAGAAAUUCCAGAUGUAUCUGACACAUUAAGCACUCCUAACCCAACUCGCAGACCACCUAUAUUUGUGGAUCUUCGAACUUUUGCUGGGGGAAGUCCAGUUGUUGCAUUAAAAGAACGUUUAGAUGCUCAAGCUAUCGCAGAUGCCAAGGCAUCUGCUUUUGCAGAGGCUGCAGCUGUCCUUGCAGCUGCGAAACAGGUGUCAUCUAGAUCCUCAGCUCCUUUGCAACCAGCUGCAAAGAAUGCCUCGGAAAAUGUAGAACAGCUAAAUAAAGCAACACUAUGCCCUUUUACCAGUCGUACUCCGAAUUCGUCGUCCAGUGAAAAUUCAUCGUCGAUGGAAACUUCUGAUUUAUCUCCACCUAUACCUCCAGUUAGAAUGCAUUCACUCAGAAAAAGCCAUGAACACUACAAUUCAAAGCAUUUUUCACGUCAUUUAUCAACAUCCAGUCCUGUACCUGAAUAUCACUUUAACGAAUUAAAUAAAGAUGAAGAUCGUGAAAUUGUUGAAUCAAUCGAAGCUGUUAUGAAAGCAGCAUCAUACGAUUCAAAAAAUUCAAAGGAAACAAAAUCUAAACAACAAGAUACAGAAUACAUUUCUUCCAAUAUUACUUCAUUUCGUGAUACUACUUCACUGAAUAAUACUCCAGAUGUACCUUGUCAUUCAAAUGAUUUUAAGCAUCAACAUGUAGAUAGUUCAAGGAUUUCGCAACCUAAUGUUUCUAAACAAACUCAAAAUAGUACUAGAUCAUCACAAUUUAAUGGGAAUUUACACUGCUCUUCUGAAAACUCAUAUCUUCUCGGCAAUAUUGCCCUACAGUCUCAACCACAAUAUCCUUUUGAUCAACUUGUUGAACUCAAUCGCAAUGAUAUCCAACAGGAGAAGACUCAUUCAUAUACACCCAAUGUAAAUUUUAUUAGUUCAUCUUUUCGUGAUCCACUCCAUGUUUUAGCCGAUACAACAGUUCAGGAUACGCAUAGAAAGCAAAUAUUUCCUUCCACUGUAUCCAACAAUUUCCAUGCUACGCCUACGCCAGGAUCGAUAAUGUCAACGUCAUCAAUUUCGACAGAGACUCCAACACCAACGGCUACUCCUACACCAACUCCUGAACAAACCUCUCAGUCUCAAGGUUUCAUAAAGAAUGCUGACGAUAGUGAUAGUUCCUUAAAUCAGGCACCUUGGUUUCAGGCUUUGCUACCCAGAGAAAUAGCAUUUGAAUUACUUGCUAGAGAAGAGGUUGGCAGUUUUUUAGUUCGCAACAGCGCUACUCAUCCCGGUUGUUGUGCUUUAUCUGUUCGAGUACCAAACAAGGAUAAUCCGAUAGGAAUAACUCAUUACUUGAUACAAAAAACAAAUCGAGGUGUUCGUCUAAAGGGUUUAGACAAGGAGUGGCCAUCCCUGCAAGCUCUUAUUACUCAUUUGACUGUCAUUCCAGAGAUGCUCCCAUGCCCUCUCAAACUUCCACAGUAUACUACUAAUCCAAUCUUUACCCAAUUUGAUCUACAAUUGACGAAUGGCCCAUCAAACGAAAUUAUCAAACAACAACGUAACUAUAACAUCCGAUCAUCGCGAACAGAAAUGGGUGAAAAUAAUCGUGUCACUAAUUCAGACUCAUCUAGUCACCAUUCUCAGUGUAUACUUCAUCCAGUUGCAGAUCUUCCCUGUAGACCAGUUCUACCAUCAUGUGCUACUGUUUCUCAUAUCAACCUUACUAACCCUUUUGAUCAAAACUUAUCAUCCCACAAUGUGAUAGCGAAAGAUCCUCAUGUUGUUGGUAGUUAUCAAGCAUCACAAUUCAAAUCACAAAUCCCUAGUUGGUUGAUAAAUCAAUCGAAUAAUGAUCAUUUGUCGACUAAAACUUCACCACAGAAUUCAAAUCAAAUAUCAAUGAAUAUCGAUUCUAUACAUUGGAAACAAAACUCUGUAGAUUUAGCAUAUAUUUCACGUUCUGAGCACAUAGAUAAACAACAAUCGAUUAAUGAAACUAUUGCCAGAAAUAAUCGAAAAUUAAGUUACACAACAAAUGAUUUAUCACAAAAUAAUGCUUCUUUAAUGCUGGAUUACAUAGAAGAAGAUGAAGAUUAUCAACGUUUGUCUGAUUUUUCUUCCAUAUUGGCUGAUUUGAAUAUUGUGCAUGAAAGACCGUUGACUAGUUGUUGA